GGGGCUGUGUGUGUUCUUGUGCGCGUGUGCGCGCGCGUGUGCGUCUGAAGGGUUUCGGAUUGGAGAUGCAGAAAGAAAGGGCAGUUUCGAGGAAGUGACGGACGACGCUCAAAGGACUGGUCAGAGGAAGUUUGCUCGAUGCUGGUGCCGAGCUGCUGAACCAAACUUUUCCCUCCCUUGAGCCCCAGCGGCGCCGUGGAUCGGGAUCGGACGGGUCCAGCGGCGGAGGGAGCUGUUGUUUUCUUCGCCUCUCUCGUAGCACCGAGGAAUAAACUUGAGACCGGGAGAAAAGACGGGGGUCGCUGAGGAAUUUCACUCCCCGCAACCAAACCCCCUUUUCCCCCUUCUCUUCCCCGCGCCUCCUUUGGGUUUUUUUCUUUCUCUCUCCUGGGAUUCGGGAUGGGGAAGGAGCAGGAGCUGCUGGAAGCGGCGCGCACGGGAAACCUGGCCGCGGUGGAGAAGCUUUUAUCCGGGAAGCGACAGUCCGCUGGCGGAUCGUCUGCGACCGGGGGAAGCGGCACCGGCGGCGGCCACGGAGCCUCCUCUCAUGCGCUCUCCAGUCUCCUCAGCAUCUGGAGAGGCCCCAAUGUGAAUUGUGUGGACAGCACUGGAUACACCCCUCUUCACCACGCCGCCCUGAACGGACACAGCGACGUGGUGGAGGCGCUGCUACGAAACGAGGCCUUGACCAACAUCGCCGACAACAAGGGCUGCUACCCUCUCCACCUGGCCGCGUGGAAGGGAGAUGAGCACAUCGUCAGGCUGCUCAUUCACCAAGGACCUUCGCACCCAAAGCUCAACGAGCAGAGCUCUGUAGACCAUAAAGAGUUCAAACGCUGUGGGCCCUUUGACCCCUAUAUUAAUGCCAAGAACAAUGACAACGAGACACCUCUGCACUGUGCUGCCCAGUACGGCCAUUCCGGGGUGGUGCGGCUGCUGCUGGAGGAACUGACCGAUCCCACGAUGAGGAACAACAAGUUUGAGACCCCUCUGGACCUGGCUGCGCUGUACGGCCGCCUGGAGGUGGUGAAGCUGCUGCUCAGCGCCCACCCCAACCUGCUCAGCUGCAACACCAAGAAGCACACACCCCUGCACCUGGCCUCGAGGAACGGCCACCUGAAUGUGGUGGAGGUGUUACUGGACGCUGGCAUGGACAUCAACUAUGAGACGGAGAAGGGCAGCGCUCUCCAUGAAGCAGCCCUGUUUGGGAAGACGGAUGUGGUGCAGAAGCUUCUCAGCGCAGGUAUCGACGUGAACAUCCUCGACCAGAAGGGCCUGACAGCGCUGCACAUCGUCAAGGACAUGCCGUCCCAGAAAAGCAGAGAGAUCGCUGCUCUCAUCCUCGGUCACAUGACUGGAAAACCCCCCGAAAUUGACCUGCCCCCUCCACCAAUUCCCCCACCUCACGAGAGCCCCAGUCCAAGAAAAAAGGGAGAACUGGAGAGGGUGAGUCAGUUAAUCUCGGGGCUGGCCCCGGGGCCUGAGGAAGAGAGCCCCUACGAGGCGUUGUUUGAAGCCACUUCUUGCCACUCUCUGGACAGCCUCACCAGUGGAAAGUCCUCUGACAGAGACUCUGGGCGGCCUGAUAGCGAAGCUGGCAAGAAAGAUCGCCUGGUGCACCCGUCGCAUCCCGGUCCCGGUCAUGAAGAGGAGGUGAGCUCAGAGGCUCUGUAUACAAGUAGCAGUAUUGAUGAGAGAGGAGAGCCGGCGGAGGAGGAGGAGGAUCACACAUAUGAAUUGUUGGUGACGGCACAAACCAAACACCCCCCACCCAGCCAGGAGUCCCAGUCCCAUAAAGACGAGAAUACCAAUGCACAGUCUUCCAACAGUGUCCUACCUCAGCGUAAACCCUCUGUCCCCAAUGACCUCAGAGCUGCAAAUAAGACGAAAGACAGCCUGCACCCCCCCGGCCGGGUCGCCCCGCGGGCACCUGAAGAUAACUCCCAGCUCAGCCUGGAACAGGGAGCAGGUGUUCCCGAGCAGUUCACCGGCCUCCUGCACGGAUCCUCUCCCGUCUUCGACUGUCGCGAGGAGCCCUUCAGGAUUCCAGGUGCUCCGCCGCCCAGCCAGGGCCAGACCGAACCGAGGAAAUCCGCCAAAGUCAAGGAGGAAGUAGCAGCAGCCGCGCCGCCACCUAGCCGUCCCGGUAUGGCCGCCGUCCUGCCAGACUGCGACCCCAAGGCAAUUUAUGCCACUGUGAACAAGGAGCCCAGGGACUCCACGGCCGGGGCAGCGCCCGCCGUUAGGAUGCGCCCCCCCGGGGACCUGAAGUUAGCACGCAGCCUCUCCAAGUCUGACUCGGACUUGCUUAUAUCGCCUCCUGGCGAGGAGGAAGGGGGACUGGGGAACCGCAGCGAGUCGGUUUCUAACUGUAGCACUGGCAAGAAGAGGCUUGAGAAAUCUCCCUCUUUCACCUCAGAAUGGGACGAGCAGACAGAGACGACGUCUACCGCCACAAAACAAGGACGAUCUAAUUCCCUUGACAGCAUCGAGAAGAUCAUGACCCUGAUUGGCGCAGGCAUCGAUUUUUCCAGAGAUCAGCAGUAUGCCACACCAGGUGCUGCGGGCCGGCUGCUGGACCAGCCCGUGGGAGACUGGCUGGAGCACGUGGGGCUGCCGCAGUACGAGAGCAAGCUGCUCCUGAACGGGUUCGACGACCUGCACUACAUGGGGAGCAAUGUAAUGGAGGACCAGGACUUGAGAGAGAUUGGAAUCACAGACCCGAGCCACAGGAAGAAGAUCCUGCAUGCAGCGCGUUCAUUUCCAAAGGUGAAAGCGCUGGGCUGUGACGGCAGCAGCUCCCUCUCCUCCUGGCUGGAGAAUCUGGGUCUGCACGAGUACUUGCCCAACUUCCUGACCAGCGGUUACCGCAGUCUGGACUGUGUCAAAAACCUGUGGGAGCUGGAAAUUGUCAACGUACUAAAGAUUUCCCUGCUAGGCCACAGGAAGCGCAUCAUUGCUUCCUUAGCAGAGAGGCCCUAUGAGGAGCCUCCAGUCAAACCUCCUCGUUUGUCUCAGAUCAGGUGCCAAGACCUUCCCGGAUCCCAGACCUCGUCUCCUCUCAGUCAGAUGGAGCCCUACACAGGACGCUCGAUGGACCCUCUGCUGCCUGUGUCGGAGCCUGGGAGGAAAAAAGCCCCAGAGGCCGACUAUGACGUUACCCAAAGACAUCGCAGCGAGAGGCACAGGCCUCAGGAGCGAUAUGAAGAAAUGUACAAAGAGCCCCGUCUGACUCUGCGGCCGCCCAGUCUAGCAGCACCGUACGCUCCAGUCCAGAACUGGCAUCACCAACCGGAGAAACUCAUCUUUGAAUCCUGCGCGUAUGAAGCGAGUUACCUUGGAUCGAUGCUUAUCAAGGAGCUAAGGGGUACCGAGUCCACGCAAGAUGCUUGUGCCAAAAUGCGGAGGUCAACAGAACAAAUGAGAAAAGUCCCAACCAUCGUCCUUUCAAUCACAUACAAGGGCGUGAAGUUCAUCGAUGCUGCCAACAAGAACAUCAUCGCGGAGCACGAGAUCCGUAACAUUUCCUGUGCAGCCCAGGAUCCAGAGGACUUGUGUACGUUUGCCUACAUCACUAAGGACCUGCAGACCAGCCACCAUUACUGCCACGUGUUCAGCACAGUAGACGUGAACCUGACGUAUGAGAUUAUACUGACACUGGGCCAGGCCUUUGAGGUCGCAUAUCAGCUGGCUCUGCAGGCACAGAGGACCAAACAGCACCAGAGCCUCCCGGUGGGCCCCGGGUCAGAGGUCAUAGAGACCAAGUCCAGCCGACCUGUGCCCAAACCACGAGGCAGCGUACGGAAGUCAGCGGGGGACGGUGUGGACCAGGAGGGGGACGCCCAGUCGCAGGGCAGCGCCACGUGGCUCGUGGACCCCAAGGAAUCCAAGCGCACUAUCAGCACUAAGUACGAGACCACUAUAUUCUGAGUGGACCCCCCUCUUCCUCCUGGGCCUGGUCUCACCCCUUCUUCCUCCCCCUUCCUUCUGUGUGCCUUUCACUGUGACUCUGCCUCUCUCUCUCUGCACUGGACCUCUGCCCUCCCCCGCCUCCCUCCAGCCAUCGCUCGUGUCCUCCUCUGACAACUCCGCAAUCUGUGACGAUUAACCAACUGCUGUCGCUCCUUCCUCGCGUUAAACCACCUCCACGUCUACACCUCUUAUCGACCAUUAGCGUCGCCCUUUCACCCGGUCAGACCUCUUUUGGCUUGUGUCUCCCAGCCUGCCACUCACCUUCCUUGUUACGUUCCUCUCUGUUUACCUCUACGUGCUUCCUCAACUGUGCAUAAUGGUUCCUUUUUUUUUUUUUUGAGCCGUCCACUUCCAGCUAUUUACCCUUUCUGAUAAGCUCUAUGUUUUCUCCUGGUGCUGUCCCACUCCGAUCUGUUCAACUCGCAACUCAUCCCGAGUGCCGAGAAAAUUUACCGGCAGGCAGGAGUGGCCCACUGCAAACAUCCUGUACCUGGAUGGACACGCUUCCUUAUGAUACUGAUCCCGUAAAUCUAUGCAUCAGCCGGACUUUAGCAGACUGUUUGUGUUCAGCGGGAUGCUGCUGCUGCUGUUGCAGGGGUUACACGCAAGAUUAACGAAGGUUUUUCACUCGUCGGCUGCCUGCUUGAAGCCAAAGGAGGCUUUGAUUCUAACACUGUGAUCAGGCCCGUUUGGAGCUGAUAAAAUAACCAUUUUGGGGGAUUUUCUAUAAGAACUGAAUAGUUUUUAGUGGUUGUUAUUGUUCCAGAAAAAUAGGUAGUCCAAACUGUGUUAACUGUCAUGCACCAGGAUUUAAACCUGAUGCUUCUUCUGGGGUGAACUAACUACAACUAAGCACUUUCACCAAAUCCCCCAAGCUUGUAACAAUAAGUGCAUUUUCCCCUGUCUUUACUUUUUUUCUUCUUCCUUUUCAAAACAAAUGUCUUCUGUGUCCUUUCUCUCAUCAUUGCCUUUUAUCUACCAAUGAGGUUAAUGUUUCACAGCUGCUACUAUUGAAAACAGUUAAUCAUUAUUAGGGGGGGGAUAAUUCAUCACCAUCACGCAGUUUGUUUUUCAUCGUCUCGCUGUUGUUUUAACUUCGCUGCUUUGUGUGCAUGUGUCUGUGUCCCUUCCCCGAACAGCUGAACACUGUGGCCGCUCCCAGUCAGUAAGAAGGGACAGGAAUGCGCCCUGUUACAUGGUGGCUAGGAUUUUUUGUUGGAAAAGUGACCCACUUCCCGCGCACCAGAUCAUAAUCAACCGGUGGGAUCGCAGCUCACCACAGGGGCCUUGAGACAGAGCUUCCAACACUGCACGCUCCCUCGGCUCAUCCGAGACCUCAUCACUCCUCACAUGCGCAUCCAUCUCUUUUCAAGCCUCCUGUCCUGCAGAAAGCGGUGGCUGUUCUGUGCCACGCAAGGGCCAGAUUUAGUUGCAUUUCCUGAAAAACAAAUUAUUGCCUCUCUCACAGAGAGUUAGUGUUUACUGUUUCAGGAAAGGUGCCUGCAGGUUUCAAUGUAGAGCCUGUUGCUAAAGGGGAAGUGGCAGAGAUAAGGACUAUUAACUGUUUUAUGUUUUGUCACGAUACGAACUGCCUGACAUGAGACCUCACACUGUCGGUACACACUCCCUCCUGGAUUGUUUGUCCUAUAUCCAAACACUGUAGCUUCUCUUCAUGAUCAUCAGCUUACAUGUAUGUGUAACCGUGAUAAACAGCGUAAUCUUGCAUGGGAGGAACUCUCUAACCAAACUCAACGAGCAAAAGGAACUGACACUACAAAGACUGUUUUAUAUACGCAUAACAGGGGGUGAUUUUUUUAUUUGAUUUGAGAGCUGUGUCUGUCUUUUUUUUUUUGUUGUUUUUUUGUAGGUUUUAAUUGUUUUAUGGGACAGUGUUGUGUCCGAUUGCUGGAACUGGAUCAGGUGUGGUUCCCCGCAGUUCUCUCCCUCUCCUUCCCUGUUCCUUUGUUCAGUUAAUCUUGACUAAGAUUUUCCACCAAACCUGCCAUGCAGGCUGGUACGACUUUAGAUUUUAGCUGCAGAACAGAACAAUAGGGCAUGUUUCUCCUAGCUAACUCCCAAUAUGUUGACUGUUAAUGGUACUGUUUGGUCCGCCUACGUGUAUAUGGGUACAUAGCAGGUCAUUUAACUGUUGUAUAUGUGGUACGUUGUCCGGCCAGUACGAUAACUCUAUGGUACACUGUCUUCAGCUCUCUGGUGUCGGCACCUUUAGCCAUCAGCCCGGUCCUGUUCUGCUUUUGCACAUUGCUAAGGAUCAGGAGAGAUCUUUUGGGACUUAUCUGAUGACAACUCUGAUGAGAAUGAUAUUGUACAUGAAUCUAGCAGUCUGUAUUUUGAUACUUGAAUGAUUUUUGCUUUUAUAGAUAUCUAUAUAUAUGUAUAUGUAUGUACUUAUGUAAUUUUUGACGUUUGUCGAAAGAGAGAAAAGGACUAUGUCUUAUAAAGUUAAACAUAUCGUGAAUAAAUACCCUGUGAUUAAAAAAAUAAAAUAAAAUAAAAGGCUGAGAACAUGACUCAGAAGAGGGACCUCACUUCAGAAAAAAAAAAAAAAGAUUGUAAAUAAUCUUGGGCUUCCAGUCUUUUGUAUGAUUAUUUUUCAUAAUUGUAAAACUAAUAAAUGGCGCAGUUAGAUACGUUU
Messenger RNA from Mugil cephalus (flathead mullet), 6628 nucleotides. Its product is annotated as ankyrin repeat and SAM domain-containing protein 1A-like. The record is from RefSeq and is a predicted model, not a curated record. Gene Ontology annotation, molecular function: protein binding. Bases 400 to 3930 code for a protein of 1176 amino acids. The transcript is spliced from 27 exons. NCBI's taxonomy places the organism in Eukaryota, Metazoa, Chordata, Actinopteri, Mugiliformes, Mugilidae. Gene Ontology annotation, cellular component: cytosol.